CGAGCGCUCUUUGGGGCGGCUCACCAGGAUGUUCCAGCGCGGCCGCGAUGACAAGAUCCGCGCCAAGGCUGAGACGGAUGGUCCGGUUCUCGACCUCAGCAACGCGUACCUGGGUGACGAAGGGUGUGCGGAUGUCGUGCGCAUUUUGCGGGAGUAUCCUUCAAAACGUCUGCUUGACUUGCGUGGAAACCGCAUCCAGGCGGACGGGAUCACCAUCCUCGCCGCCAUGCUCAAGACGACCAUGACCAUUGAGCACGUGAACCUUGAAUGGAACUGCAUAGGAGUGUUGGAUCAUGGGGUUGAAUCCCUUGCAAAUGCGCUGGCACUCAACACAUCCCUCACAUCUAUCGACUUGCGCAACAACAGCAUUGGACCCGACGGCGCUGUCAUCUUGGCCCACGCACUCAAGCGCAACAGGACGCUGGAAGAGAUGGAUCUGCGCUGGAACGAGGUUGGAUCGGUCGGCGGUCGCGCAUUUCUCGACGUUCUCGAAAAUGGGAACCACAGUCUCAAGCGCUUGCAACUAAUGGGCAACAACGUUCCCAUCGCAACGUCCGACGCCAUUGACGACUAUUUGAAGCGAAACAACCACCUUGGAAACUUGCAAGAUGCGCACGACGACAGUUUGCACGAGUUGCGCGGUCCAGAAUGCUCAAACUUGAUGGAUGCCGCGCGUUGCAGCGACGACGGCCUCGUCCAACCGAGUGACGACAAUGCAAAACUCUUGCUAGCUUACUUAGCUGACAAAGACGCGCUCACGAGCCAAAUCGACACACUUCAACGUUCCCUGAGGUCGCUGGAAGCCCAAGUGGAAGCCCGGGAUGCAACAGCACAGCAACUGGAGCGAGAGUUACAAGUCGCACGCGACGACCGCGAGCGGCACAUUCGCCGCGAAGGCCAAGAGCGCGAUCGCGCCGACGACAUUGCGCGGCUUUUGGACCAAUCUGAAGCGCGGCGAAAGCACGAAGCCGACGAGUCCAGCGCACGUAUCCAAUCGUUGGAAACUGCCAUCCUCCAGCUCAAAGAAGCCAAGACCGUCGCCGAGCGCCAGGCUCAGAGAAGUGGUGAAGAACUCGUUCAGGCCAAGGCGCACCAUGAUCAAUCCGUCCGCCUCCUCGAGAUGGAAAACGAUAAACUGAGAAGUUCCCUGAGCGGCGUGCAAGACGAAGCGGCGAGGCUGCGGGAACAGGUCCACGAUGGGCGGAAGGAACUCGAUCGCCGCGAUGGUAUGUGGCGCAUCGAGCUGGACGAGACGAAGGCGGCCGCGACUCGUCGCGCUGAAGUGGCCAUUGAAGGGCUCGAACAGCAACUGCGCCAUGCCAAUGCGCACGCUGACGCGGUCGUGUCCGAGCUCCACAGUCAAAAGAACCUCGUCGAGUCGUUGCAAUACCAGGUGCUCCAAAUGAAGGUAGCUCAUGAGGCUGCCCUCGGUGACGUCAGCAAACGAAUGGAGGCGGAGUGCCACGAGCGGCUAGAACGACACAUGGCGGAGGUGGAAGGAAGUAUGGACGAGUUGCGGCGGCAACGGGCGGCGCUCGAGAAAGACGUCGAGAAGCAUCGCAUGCACGGCGAGUUGUUGCGCGAGGAAAAAACCCGUCAGCGUAAAGUGUUUGACGAGGAGCUGGUGACCCGCGAGCGACAGUACGACGAGCUCAAGGCGUCCGUCGUCGCUAAGGACGACCGCUUGGCAGCGAUCGAAGUCGAGUGCCUCCGCCACACUCGAAACUACGCACAGUCGCAAGACAAGCUGGCAGCACUCGAAUCGGAAUUCGAAAACACCAACAAGAUGCAUGCCCACCGCAUCGAGAAACUGCAAGCCCUGCUGGCGCAGGAAAAACAGGCGUGCAGCGAAGCUAUUGGUGUCGCGAAAGACAAGGAGCGAAGACUCAUGGAGCAAGUAGCGACGCUGGAAGGCGUCGUCCAGGAUGCUGAGCGCCGCCAUGAACAAACUCUGGCCGCUUUCGUCCACGACGUCCGCGAGUACGUCGAUCGCUGGAGCGCUCCAAACAGACAUGGUCGUCGUCACUGCGACGGCAACGAGAACGUCGACAUGAUCUAAGUUAUUUAAUCGUAAUAGAUGCGAUACACUGUCUUGGCGA
This is a messenger RNA of Aphanomyces invadans, 2099 nucleotides long. RefSeq lists its product as hypothetical. The record is from RefSeq and is a predicted model, not a curated record. NCBI's taxonomy places the organism in Eukaryota, Oomycota, Saprolegniomycetes, Saprolegniales, Verrucalvaceae. Gene Ontology annotation, molecular function: protein binding. Bases 29 to 2059 code for a protein of 676 amino acids. The transcript is spliced from 2 exons. Gene Ontology annotation, cellular component: centrosome.